Helianthus annuus (common sunflower) is the source of this 1608-nucleotide messenger RNA. RefSeq names its product kinesin-like protein KIF20B. The coding region runs from base 1 to 1608 and encodes 535 amino acids. Lineage: Eukaryota; Viridiplantae; Streptophyta; Magnoliopsida; Asterales; Asteraceae. The transcript is spliced from 8 exons. The record is from RefSeq and is a predicted model, not a curated record.
AUGAAUAUUGCAAAAUUGACGGGGUCUUUACGAUCCAAAUUAGCUGAUUUUUUGGAUUACAGGAAAGAAGAUGAGAAAAAGAAUGCUUGGGUUAAAAGAUUUGAAUAUUUUUUGUGUAAGAAAUAUGAAACAUUGAAUGAGUUUGAAAAACGGUAUGAUGAAUUACUUGACAACUUAAAAAGGUACGGGAUAAGGAUGUCAAAUGCUGAAAAGAUAUCAAAAUUUGCAGAUGCGUUACCUUCAGAGUGGGAUAAAUUUUUGAUUGAACUAAAUAAGGAUUCUAGAUUCUCAAAUUUUUAUCCAAGUGAAUUCAUCAAAGAGCUUAAAACACACAAUUAUGAAAAUAAUAAGAAAAAGAAAGAUUUGAUAAAAGAAAUACAAAAGAACCUAGAUAAAAUAAGUUUGGAUGUGGUUCUUGAAAUAAGCAGAAGAAUCAAAAUAUGUUUUGAAGCAAAAUAUGUUAUGAAAUAUGAUUUUAAGAGGGGUACAUUCAAGACAGAUUCAACUUCAAAGAAUGAAGAAUCUGAGAAAAAACAUGUUGACAAUGCUCACCAAGAAAAAUCUAAACAAGAUGAGUCAACUGAGUUGUCACAGAACGGUGAAGUCAAAGAAUUAAGUGCAUCAACAAAUGAAACUUCAAGUUCUGAAUCUGUGUGCUCAGAUUGUGAAAAAUCAACAUUUGAAAAUGUCAAACUGUUGAGAGAUGUGGAGAGUACAUUCAAGACAGAUUCAACUUCAAAAAAUGAAGAAUCUGAGAAAAAACUUGUUGACAAUGUUCACCAAGAAAAAUCUAACCAAGAUGACUCAACUGAGUUGUCACAGAACGGUGAAGUCAAAGAAUUAAGUGCAUCAACAAAUGAAACUUCAACUUCUGAAUCUGUGUGCUCAGAUUGUGAAAAAUCAGCAUUUGAAAAUGUCAAACUGUUGAGAGAUGUGGAGAGUACAUUCAAGACAGAUUCAACUUCAAAGAAUGAAGAAUCUGAGAAAAAACAUGUUGACAAUGCUCACCAAGAAAAAUCUAAACAAGAUGACUCAACUGAGUUGUCACAGAACGGUGAAGUCAAAGAAUUAAGUGCAUCAACAAAUGAAACUUCAAGUUCUGAAUCUUCAUUGAUUUUCAGGUAUUCAAAGAUGUCGAAUGAUAGAGAAGAGUAUGAUGCCUGGUGGAGAAGAGACUAUGCAAGAUGGGAGAUUAGAAAGUUGUAUGAACCAUUUCAUGAGGCACAGAGAGCCAAGAGAUGGAAUGAAGAUGAGCGUGUUUUCAACACAAAAAGGCUUUCUGAUAACAGCUAUCUGCCAGAUUUGAUGAACAAGUUGAAGGAGGUCUUUGAAGCAAGUUUACCGAAGGUAGUAGAGAUGAGGAAGAGAAAAGAAGAAGAAUUGAAGAAGAUGAUUGAAGAAGUGAAGGCCGAUGCAAAGAUUGCUGCUGAAAAGGAACAGAAAUCUGAAGAGAAAGAAAAGGGUGAAGAGAAAGAAGGAGAAGAGGAGAAGGCAGUGGUAGAUCAGAAAGUUAAGAAAGAAGAUUCGGUGCUGAAAGAGACUGAGAUAAGAAAAUCUUCUGACUCAUUGAAUGUUGAUUUAGUUGUAGAAAAGGAAAACAAGUGCUAA